Messenger RNA from Papaver somniferum (opium poppy), 4149 nucleotides. RefSeq lists its product as uncharacterized. Gene Ontology annotation, molecular function: protein binding. The coding region runs from base 599 to 3865 and encodes 1088 amino acids. The transcript has 11 exons. NCBI's taxonomy places the organism in Eukaryota, Viridiplantae, Streptophyta, Magnoliopsida, Ranunculales, Papaveraceae. The record is from RefSeq and is a predicted model, not a curated record.
AAAAAUGGUGAGGAUCUCUCUUCUUGUUUGGCCUUGCUUCGCGAAAAGCAUAUUUUUAAGUUACAAGAAGACUGUGUCUUUUUGGGGUAUAUUCCAAGGCUUGAUUCUCUGUACCAUAAACUGAAGAAAUCUGCAACCACAAUAAUCUAAUAAAUACUCAAAGAUAUACUUCCUCUUUUUCAUUCUACGCUUCUGUUCGGGAUUGAUUUUUCUUCUCUUCUCAGAUUAUCAUAUUUCGCGAUGAUAUAGUUUUUUGCUAAAACGAGUCACAGAUUUGGCACGGAGUUUCUCUGGUAUAUUUUUGUGAGGUGUGACGAUGUCUUUGAAUGUGGAUGCCAAAGGUGGUUUAUUUUGACAAUAACAGAUUAGAUGAUGAUGGGUGCCUAGCAUUUAAGGUUGAUAUAUAAUUAGAUGUCUUAGCAAUAGGAUAUAUUUUCAAGGGCCAGAGCUUAUUUAUGAAUUUUACUGAGCUCGGAAAACUUCUGACCUCGUUUUGAAGGAUCUGGCUCUUGACAUUGUCUGUGAAGGUUAAUUUAAGUAAAGUUAUUAGUGAAGAGGUUGGAAAAAUCUAAGAGGAACUUCUUAAACUAGAGUAACUAUGGAUGGUUUGACUUCGAGCCAAAAACAAACCUUGCACACGCCAGCACGUAGAGUAUCUUCUGGAGGGUCACAUAAGGAUCUAUGGUUUGUUACAAGACAAGGAUCCUUGGCUGAAGUAGAUUCUGCUUUGGCACUAUUGAAGAAGAAUGGUGGAAAUGUUGAUUCAAGGAAUAUGUCUGGCCUUACCCCACUUCAUAUUGCGACUUGGAGAAACCACAUUCCCAUCUUGAAGAGGCUACUUGCAGCUGGUGCUGAUCCUGAUGCCAGGGAUGGAGAGUCUGGAUGGAGUAGUCUACACAGAGCUCUUCACUUUGGCCAUCUCGCUGUGGCGAGUAUUCUUCUCCAAUCUGGUGCUUCUCUUACACUGGAGGACUCUAAAAAUCGAACACCUCUUGAUCUCCUAUCUGGACCUGUCUCGCAGGUAGUUGGGAGUGAGCAUAAUUCAGUUUCCAUGGAGGUCUUCAGUUGGGGAAGUGGUACAAACUAUCAACUUGGAACUGGAAAUGCUCACAUACAGAAGCUGCCAUGCAAAGUCGAUGCACUUCAAGGAUCAUACAUUAAGAUGGUUUCUGCUGCGAAGUUUCAUAGUGUUGCAAUUGGUGCUCGUGGAGAAGUGUACACUUGGGGAUUUGGAAGAGGGGGUCGUCUUGGACACCCAGACUUUGAUAUACACAGUGGUCAAGCUGCUAUAAUUACCCCUCGGCAGGUCACUUGCGGUUUAGGAUCACGCCGAGUUACUGCAAUUGCAGCUGCUAAACAUCACACUGUCGCUGCAACAGAGGGUGGAGAAGUUUUCACUUGGGGUUCCAAUAGAGAGGGUCAGCUUGGUUAUACUUCUGUGGAUAGCCAACCCACACCACGUCGCGUGAGUGCCCUUAGGGCGAAAAUAGUUUCUGUGGCAGCAGCCAACAAACACACUGCUGUGGUUUCUGACUGCGGAGAGGUUUUCACAUGGGGUUGCAACAAGGAGGGUCAGCUUGGGUAUGGUACCUCCAACUCAGCUUCUAAUUAUACUCCAAGGUUAGUGGAGUACUUGAAGGGAAAAGUUUUCGUUGGAGUUGCGGCUGCAAAGUAUCACACAAUUGUAUUAGGAGCAGAUGGAGAGGUAUUUACUUGGGGUCACCGGCUUGUAACACCAAGACGGGUGGUAAUUGCAAGAUAUAUUAAAAAGAGUGGUGCUGCACAACUGAAGUUCCACCGCGUGGAACGACUUCAUGUGGUUGCAGUAGUUGCUGGGAUGGUACAUAGCAUGGCUCUCACAGAUGAUGGUGCAUUAUUUUAUUGGAUGUCAUCUGAUCCUGAUCUUAGAUGUCGACAGUUAUAUUCUAUGUGCGCUAAGAAUAUGGUGAGCAUUUCAGCGGGGAAGUACUGGACUGCUGCAGUUACAACGACAGGCGAUAUUUAUAUGUGGGAUGGGAAGAAAAGUAAGACCGAGCCUCCUAUUGCUACCCGACUACAGGGAAUGAAGCGUGCUACCUCAGUUUCAGUUGGUGAAACGCAUCUGUUGAUAGUUUCUGCUCUUUACCAUCCCAUUUACGAUCCUAAAUCAGGGGAGAAUCCUCCGAAUCUUAAGUCAAAGAAUGCCGAAGAGUCUGAAGAGUUUGACGAAGAUAGCAUAUUUAACUGUAUGGAAACUGAUAAAGUUGAUAUUAUUUCCCAAUAUGAUGAUUCAUGUAGCAAGGUGGUUCCAAGUUUGAAAAGCCUAUGCGAAAAAGUAGCAGCUGAAGCCCUGGUAGAACCAAAAAAUUCAGUACAGCUACUUGAAAUUGCAGAUUCUCUUGAAGCUGAAGAUCUGAAGAAGCAUUGUGAGGAUAUGGUUAUUCGCAACCUGGACUACAUAUUUACUGUUUCAGCUCAGUCUAUUGCAAGUGCUUCACCUGAUAUUCUAGCUAAUCUAGAAAAAUCACUGGAUCUGAAGUCUUCUGAACCAUGGAGUUACCGUAGGCUCCCAACUCCUACAGCAACAUUCCCAGCCAUUAUUAAUAGUGAAGAAGAGGAUAGCGAUAGUGAAUAUCUAAGGGUCCGUGACAGUCAAACAAAAUCCAUCUUAAGGAUCUGUGGAGACAAGAAAGUGGAAUGUUUUCUACAACCCAGUGAUGCUGCUGAUCAAGCAAUUGCCAAACAAGUUAGAGCUUUGCGGAAGAAGUUGCAGCAGAUUGACAUGCUUGAAGCUAAACAGUCUAAUGGUCAUCAGCUCGAUGAUCAGCAAAUUGCAAAGAUUCAAGCUAGAUUUGCUCUUGAGAGCUCACUUACAGAGCUCGGCGUUCCUGUUGAGACAGAUAGAAAAUCUCCUCCCCCGGUCGGUGAUGGGAAAGGUACUAAGAAAAUGGAGACAUCUAAAAAGCUGCGGAAAAAGAGCAAACAAAAGGCAAUACAGUUGGAAGUUGCCUCCUCUGUCAAGUAUGAAGAUGCUGUAAAAGAAGAACCAAGUCCAGUAAAGGGGUUUUUGGAGAUUGAUACCACACAAGUCUCUGGUCAAAAGGUGGGGCGCGAGAUGUUUGAAGAAACUGCCAGCCACCAGGUUUUGGAAGAAUCAUCAUUCUGUAGUCCAAAGAAAUGCAUACCGAAUACCCAGAAGAAGACAUUAACAUCAGCUGGGUCAAAGAAAAAGAAGAAAGGUGGUCUGUCCAUGUUCUUAAGUGGUGCCCUUGAUGAUGCACCAAGAGAUGUUGCUCCGCCGCCACCACCCAAAAGUGAAGGCCCAGCAUGGGGUGGAGCUAAGAUACCUUCAGGAUCAGCCUCUCUUCGUGAUAUUCAGUCCGAGCAGAGCAAGAAAUUAGAGGCUCAGCGAAGUAGGAAGUUGAUGGAUCAGUCAGUGGACCAUGCUGAGGGAAAGAGUAGCGGGUCGAUACGGUUGGGUUCAUUUUUGCCUGUAUGGGGAGUAUCCAGCCCAAUUGCCAUGGCGUCAUCCCGAGCAUCUGCAGUUUCUGAAGGAGAGAAGGGUACCCCUCCUUGGACUGCUGCGGGGGUUUCCCAGUCUUCUCCUGUUUCUUCUCGUCCAUCUCUGCGGGACAUUCAGAUGCAGCAGGAGAAGCGCCAUCAGCAGAAUCUUUCUCAAAGCCCUAAGACGAGCACAACUGGAUUCACAAUUGCGCCUACCCAGGGUUCACCAUCUGAUUCAAGUGGCGGAAUGAACCGCUGGUUCAAACCAGAAAUUAACUCCACUUCAUCAAUUCGUUCAAUUCAGAUAGAAGAAAAAGCAAUUAAGGACCUCAAACGUUUCUACAGCAGUGUUAAGAUAAAAAGCCAGAACCAAGUCGUUUAAUCUCAAUGCCACCAACUCUGGGGAAAGAGCAGGAAAUUCUGGUAUUGGUUUCUUCUUUACGUCACUUAAAUCUUCUUAGGAAUGUAAAUUUGACUGUACAGAUGACUUCACUGUACAUCUAGCCAAGAAUAUUGUAGGUUAGUACAUUAGUUCUUACUGUUUUUCCUUUUCAAUAAAGCUUUUGUUGUUCAAAAGGAGAAAUAAGAAUGUAGGCCUUUCAUUUAUUUGUUGAUCAAAAGAAAAGAAAAAGAUAGUAAUAAAAGCAACAAAAGUUGGGUCGAUUU